This is a messenger RNA of Seriola aureovittata, 3760 nucleotides long. RefSeq names its product kelch-like family, member 42 (gene klhl42). Gene Ontology annotation, molecular function: protein binding. The transcript is spliced from 3 exons. Bases 934 to 2346 code for a protein of 470 amino acids. Lineage: Eukaryota; Metazoa; Chordata; Actinopteri; Carangiformes; Carangidae. The record is from RefSeq and is a predicted model, not a curated record.
GAUUAUUAUAUUUGCAUUUGUCUGAUUGUGGUAUUGAUUAUUUAGUUUCUUCUCUACAGUUCGUAUGUCUUUUUCUCCUUGUGACGGACGGUAUAUCAAAAAGCAGGUGUAAAAACCUUUUAUUAAAGGAAAUGGAGGGAGUCAAGAUGAAUGACUGUAUUUAACAUUUUAGUAUAUGUAUUUACAUUACACAUUAGCCUUGCAGUAGCCUUAGUCUUGUAGCCUAGGUGCACCGGACUUCUUACAGCCUCCUAUUGAAAUGAGAACUUUUUGUUUUAUUUUUAACGUUGUUUGAACUUUAAUUUAUUUCUUUCCUCACCUGUUGAUGUCACAUACUGCAUUGAAUCGGUUGUUUUUAAUUGAUCAUUUUCUUGGUUUUGUGUACAUUUCUACGAGUGUAGGUUGAUCAAUGAUAUGAGCAGUUCUUCCACUUACCGGGAGGUGGCAGCAGCAGCUCUGCGAGAAAAAAAAAUACCUCACGAAGAAGAGUAAAACCCGGAUAUGAUGUAAGUGCAGAAUCAAAACAGUUAAAAUUUGACAGCUCGGCAUCGUCCCGCUAAUGGUUUAUAAAAUGCAAUGGGAAAUGUUACUGCCACUGUCAGAAAUAAACUACAUUAUCUAACCAACAUCUUUAGUGACUGGGGCGACUUUUUAGCGGACUGUCGAGGAAUGCUAACCCGAGGAAAAGGCUCUUUUGGCUAGUUUACCUAGUAACUGCAGCGGUUCUUCUCCGGCUAACUGAUUAGCUCCCCCGGCUAACGAAAGUUGCUCCAUGGCGAUCUAUGGGUUGAACAUGACCAUAUAUAGACCGGCCACAGAGCUCCCUCGCCGGUGAAAUGUAAACGGUGACUCGCUCAGGAGGCCGACAAAGGGCAAGCAAAAACAAAACUCAACCUGAAGUUAAUAAAAGACACCCAGCUUGCUAGCUUCACCAUGUCAUCUGACCAGAUUAUUGCCAUCGUCAUGGAUGACAAAAUCUACGAGGUGAAUAAGAAGAAGCUGAUAGAGAAGAGCGACUAUUUCCGUGCGCUGUACAGCUCAGGUAUGAGGGAGUCCACGGAGGACUCGGUGCAGCUGCAGGGGCUCAGCGUCCCCGGGCUGGAGCUGGUCCUGGAGUUCAUCAACACCUCUAAAGUUCAGGUUGUCAAUGAGACUCUGGAGGACCUGAUUGAGACCGCCUCCUUUUUACAGGUCACCUCCAUCCUGAAGCUCCUGACCUCGGAGAUCCGGCUUGACAACUGCGUGGAGCUGUACAGCCUCUCUGAGGUUUAUGGGACUCAUGAUCUGCGUAAUGCUUGCCUCAAAUACAUGACCUGCUACUAUCAUCCCAUGCUGAGGCGGCCUGAGUACAGCAGCCUCCCCUCUGCUGUUCGAGACCAGGUCAGGGAGAUGCGCAUGAAAGGCACUGCCACCCUGGUAGCCAUCGGAGACUUCACCUGUCUGUCCUUGGACGUGCCUGAUCAGGAUGAACCCUGGUCCAUGCUGAGGUACGGAGAGGUGGAGCAGCGCUGGAAACCGCUGGCAAACAACCUGCCUCCAGAUAUGAUCAACGUCAGAGGAUACGGCUCAGCUGUCCUUGACAACUACCUGUUCAUUGUUGGUGGUUACAGGAUGACGAGUCAGGAGAUCUCUGCGGUGCACUGCUACAACCCCUGCAGGAACGAGUGGAACCAGGUGGCUCCGCUCAACCAGAAAAGGUCCAACUUCAAGCUGCUGGCGGUACAAGGGAAGCUGUACGCAGUAGGAGGCCAGUGUCUGGGCACGGUGGAGUGUUACAGCCCGGAGCAGGACUGGUGGACCUGUGUGUCCUCGAUGCCCGACCCGCUGGCUGAGUUUUCCGCCUGUGAAUGCCAGGGAAUGAUCUACGUCAUGGGUGGAUACACUGCAAGAGAUAGAAACACAAACGUCCUCUGCUACUGCCCCACCUCUGACACCUGGACGGUGUUUCGCUCCUGUUCAGCCCACAUCCGCAAGCAGCAGAUGCUCUCAGUGGAGGACACCAUCUACCUGGUGGGCGGCUACACCCACGAGCUGGAGGCGGGCCGGAGGCAGCGACGCCCCAGCCAGACGGAGGACGUACUGACUGUGCAGUCCUACAACGUCACCACGGGGGAGUGGAUCCAGCUGAAGGAGAACACGUCCAAGUCGGGCCUGAACCUGACGUGCACGCUGCACAACGACGGCAUCUACAUCAUGAGCCGGGACGUCAGCCUGCCCACCAGCCUGGAGCACCGCGUCUUUCUGAAAUACAACAUCUUCUCCGACGCCUGGGAGGCCUUCAGGCGCUUCCCGGCUCUGGGACAGAACAUGCUGCUGUGUUCGCUUUACCUCCCCAACAUGCUAUGACUCACAGGGCUGAUGGGAAACACUUGCGUGAACACUAACAGAUAGAGGAGCCUGUGCAGCAUUAAUAUUGGCCAGUGUGUGGCUUGCUUGUUCUUGCACAGAUUGCAGCUCUGUGGCAUUAGUGGGAACAGCGUGCGGUUGCCAGGUUGAACCCCUCGUGACCUCUGUGCCUCGGAAAGAAAAAAAAAAAAAAAAAAAAAAAGCACUACAUUGUACAUACUGCUGUGGAUGCAAAAACAAACGCUACAAUGACAAGUAUGAAAGCGUUGAAGCGCCAUGGCCCGUAGGUCAACAGCAUCAUAACAGCUAGGCCCAGUUUGUGCCUCUCAUGGAUUAGCAUUAAAGUUGCAUUCAAAUCACAGUGGUAAUCAUCUGUACUCUGAAAAUAAUUGCCCAAAAAACCCACUUAUGUCUGUUCUGAUGGUAUUUCCAGCACCCUCAAAGACUCUUAACCAUCUGGAUGAAAAAUGUUUUGCAUACUGGACGAUGAAAACGAUUUCUCUUUCUUUUUUUUAAUCAUGCAGCAGGCCGAAUAUUUUUCCAUCCAGAUGGUUAGAAGAGUGUUUGAGGAUUCUGCACAUGCCUUCAGAACAGACAUAAGUGGGUUUUUUAAACAUCGCUGAGUAAUUAUUUUAGAUUCUUAGCACGGUGACUCAAAUGUAACACUAGUGCAUGAGAGGCACACGCUGCAGCUACGUAACAGCAUGCUUUUAAAUCUAUGGGCCAGAAUAUUCCUGAUGUUUACACUCCACAUACGGCAUUGGUGUACAUGUUUAUCCAUAAGUCACUACAGACCUUAAAUUAUCUCAGAAACAAAACACAUUUUCUUCUCUUCAUGUAUUGUACAUAGCAGAUAAUCAUGAGAAAUGGCUUUGGUUUUACACUGCCAGUUUUAUGGGAAUUAGAAGAUUCUUUGAAGUUGUACUGUGGGAUGUGAAUUGGCUCAGAGGGAGCUUUAUGUGUUGUAUGUUAACUUGCACACCUGUCUUAUUUUCCAGAGACACACUAAGCAAAGCUUAAAGCGCAAAUUCCAUUAAAUCAAUGAUGCACAUGUGCCUUCUGCAACCUCAGUUGAUAGGAACUUGAUACAAAAAAAAAGCACAAAAUGCAAGACUUUGUUACAUUGCCAGCAACUGACCAAAACUGCUGUGUUUUAUUUUCCUUUCUGCUAAAGCAGAUUUUGUUUUCAUUAAGGUUGUUCUUAGUUCCUUGAUUAAACAAUGAGUGUGCGCAGAUUUCAAAAAUAAGCCUCAAAGCAACAUUUAUUUCUUAAACUCUAAUUUUGGAGAAAGUGCCGCACUUAAAAUGUUUGAUUUGAAGGAUUUCAGCUUUUCUCUGCAUUACUUCUAUCUGUUUGACAGUUUGGAAAUUUAGGUCAUGAUAAUAAAGAUGAUGUUCAGGGGUCUAUUUUCAA